GUGAUGUCAUUAACCUGGGCGACAGACAGCUGAACGUGCUCCACAUGCCCGGCCACUCGCGGGGCAGCAUCUGCCUCCACGACCGGGACAAUAAGAUGCUCUUCAGUGGAGAUGUAGUGUAUGACGGCGCCAUGAUUGACUGGCUGCCCUACAGCCACGUCAGUGACUACAUCAGCAGCUGUGAGCGUCUGGUGGGGCUGGUGGACAGCGAACAGGUGGACCAAGUCCUCCCAGGACACUACAACACCUUCGGUGCGAAGCGGCUGCACCGGAUAGCAUCGUCAUACAUCAGCAGAGCUGGCACGUGCCCUGCAAAGUUCUCCACGUUCGCCUGGGGAACUCUGGCUGGGGUGGCGCUGCGGGCGUUUAACCCCCGCUGUGCCUGCUGAGGAGAGAGGACCAUGGAGUGUGAGGAAGCACAAGUGCACAAAGAAAGAUAUUUAAAUAUGGAGGGCACUCUCAUUUAUCUGUAUCUCGAUGUAUCAUUGUUCAUUUACUUAUGUAAUCCAACGUAUAUCAUUGAAUUGCCAAACUUUGUGUUAAAUGCCCUGUUUGGGUUACAUAAGUCAAUAAUCAGCAUCAUAGCAUACAAUAUAAAGUAUAUUAUGUGAUUCUGUUCUAUACUAAUCGAUAUGUAUUUGUUAAUAUGGUUUUUUAUACUUUGAGCAUUUCAAUUAUUAAUAGCACAACAAUGGUAAAACUCUGCACUGCAAACAGAGUCAGUAUGGCCAUAGUAUCUCUCUAUGCAUUUCAAAUGCUCAGUGAAGACUCGCUGUCGACUACCUCGAAUGUUUGUAACAGUGCUUUGUACUAUUGACAGAUAUAAGGCUUUGGUAUAUAAACAAUGAGAAUAAAGCCUCUGUUCGA
Messenger RNA from Notothenia coriiceps (black rockcod), 867 nucleotides. RefSeq names its product metallo-beta-lactamase domain-containing protein 2-like. NCBI's taxonomy places the organism in Eukaryota, Metazoa, Chordata, Actinopteri, Perciformes, Nototheniidae. The transcript has 2 exons. The record is from RefSeq and is a predicted model, not a curated record. The annotation marks the transcript as partial.